This is a messenger RNA of Dovyalis caffra, 663 nucleotides long. The record is from the annotation of a GenBank genome assembly. NCBI's taxonomy places the organism in Eukaryota, Viridiplantae, Streptophyta, Magnoliopsida, Malpighiales, Salicaceae.
AUGUCGAAUUCAAGAGCCGGAGAGGAAUCCUUUAUGAAAAGGACAGAAGUGGGCCUUCAGGAAUUUUUGAAGGCGAGAGUGAGAAAAUCGGAAUUUAGGGUCAGAAAUAAGAGAGAGCCAUUGCUUAGACACAGACUGAAACUUAACGACAACUAUUUGGCAACAAAGAACGGUGUCAAUGACCCAAAGUUGGUCAUAAUCAAGCAACUGUAUGACACCGAUUUGAACCCCCAACAUUGUCGCUUCUCAAUCCCUGUAAAUCAAGUUAUUGACAGGGACUUUCUCUCGCCAGAAGACAGAAGGAGACUGGAUAAUCGUGAAGCCAUUGAUGUUACGCUCAUCCAGCCAUGCCUUGAAGAAAAGCCAAUGCAUUUGAAGAAAUGGAUCAUGAACAGGACUGGCAUUUACGUCUUGAAUAAAGGCUGGAAUUCUGUGAUCAGAAACAGGAAAAACAGUCUCCGUCUUAAUUCCACCGUCGAGAUUUGGUCCUUUACCUGGAAUGGGGCGCUCUACUUUGCACUUUCUACUAGAGAUGAUGAUACUCAUACUGCUAUCUGUGCUGGCAGUGGAAGGAAUGGCAAGUCUGGAGAUUUGAAUGAAGAUAUGGAGCCAACUUCUGAUGAUGAUGAAAGUGGUACUAUUACCUUUCAGGAAGAUGUUUAA